Alternaria hordeiaustralica is the source of this 789-nucleotide messenger RNA. RefSeq lists its product as uncharacterized. Gene Ontology annotation, molecular function: oxidoreductase activity. The coding region runs from base 1 to 789 and encodes 262 amino acids. NCBI's taxonomy places the organism in Eukaryota, Fungi, Ascomycota, Dothideomycetes, Pleosporales, Pleosporaceae. The record is from RefSeq and is a predicted model, not a curated record. The transcript is spliced from 3 exons.
AUGGAUAACAGCUCACUCUUCGACGUCAAGGGCAAAAUCGUCCUCGUCACAGGCGGCGCGAAAGGCAUCGGUCGCAUGAUCAGCGAAGGCUUCGUCCAGAACGGCGCUACAGUGUACAUAUCAUCCCGCGACGCCAAAGCCUGCGAGGAAGCGUGCAAGGAAUUGAAUGCCCUCGGCAAAGGCAAGGCCGACUUCAUCGCAGCCGAUCUAUACAAGGAAGAUGCAGCAAAGAACAUAGCCGACGAGCUGAAAAAGAGAGCAGGCAAGCUUGAUGUCAUCGUCAACAAUAGCGGAAGCAACUGGGGCGAGUCGUACGAUAACUAUCCCGCCGCAGCAUGGGACCGUGUCCUCAACCUCAACCUAAAGCGCGUCUUCCAGCUCACGCAAGCCGUCACACCCCUCCUCGAAGCCGCUUCUACCCCGAGCUCACCAGCACGCAUCAUCAAUAUCGGCAGCGUCGACGGCCUACGUGUCCCCGCGCUCGAGACUUUCGCCUAUUCCGCUUCUAAAGCCGGUCUUCACCACAUGAGCAGAGUGCUAGCGAGCCACCUGGGCAAGCGCGGAAUUACAAGCAACACGAUCGCGUGCGGUCCCUUCCAGAGCAAGAUGAUGAAGGCUACAUUGGAGAAGUUCAAGGAUGUCAUUGAGAGCGGGAUACCAUUGGGACGCAUCGGCAGCCCGGAGGAUGUUGCGGGCACUUGCAUUUGGCUAUCGAGCCGCGCGGGAUCCUAUGUUAACGGCGCGACUAUCGCGUUGGACGGUGGUAGCGUCGUUGGCGCGAAGUUGUAA